This is a messenger RNA of Clunio marinus, 810 nucleotides long. The record is from the annotation of a GenBank genome assembly. Lineage: Eukaryota; Metazoa; Arthropoda; Insecta; Diptera; Chironomidae.
AUGGUGGAAAUAUCCGAGAAUAAAACUUUGGAAGAAAUGGAGUCUGACAAGAAAUAUAAAAGAAUUAUAAGAGUUGUCAUUGCAGCACUCGCAGUUUUUUAUUUCUUAGUCACAUUGGUUUUAAUUCUUGGAUCUUUAAUUUUCAUACCAACAAUGGGAAUGCCGAUUUAUGUUAAGGUUCCUUGGACAAGAUCUAAUUCUCAUCCAUCUCAUGAAGUCAAUGUUGCAUUUUUGAUUUUGUAUAUGUCAGUUAAUCUUUUGAUAAUUGGAAUCGAUGCCCUUUUUAUGCUGUUCACAUUGCAUUGUGUAGCUGAACUGUCAGUUUGUUGCAUUUAUGCUUCAAAAAUUGAUCGACAAACAAAUCGAGAUUUUAUAAAAAUUUUUGUUAAGAAGCAUUUGCGUGUUCUUCAUCUCAUUGAGACGUCAAGUGAAGUGUUCAAUAUAAUGAGUUUCAUUCAACUUCUGACAUCAUUUGGAAUGGCAGUUUCUACUUUGAUUAAAUUAACAUCUGAAAUUGAUAUCAUGUCUAUCACAAUUAUGUCAGCUAUAGCAUCUCAAUUAUUUAUUUAUUGUUUUCUUGGCAGCAUUUUGUCAACUAUGUGUGAAAAGCUUCAAGAAUCAUUGUACUGUUCGAAAUGGUAUGAAAUUAAAGACAUUUCAAUAAAGAAAAACAUUUUGAUCAUGAUCGGAGAGAUGCAAAGGAAACAAGGAUAUUCAGCAUUUGGCAUUGUGAACAUAGAUUUGGAGACAUACAGUAAUGUUAUUAAAAGCGCUUAUGGAUUUUUCAACUUCUUAUUAAAAGUCUUGUAA